Colletotrichum higginsianum IMI 349063 is the source of this 1773-nucleotide messenger RNA. RefSeq names its product WD repeat domain-containing protein. Gene Ontology annotation, molecular function: protein binding. Gene Ontology annotation, biological process: regulation of DNA double-strand break processing. Lineage: Eukaryota; Fungi; Ascomycota; Sordariomycetes; Glomerellales; Glomerellaceae. Gene Ontology annotation, cellular component: site of double-strand break; nucleus. The transcript has a single exon. The coding region runs from base 1 to 1773 and encodes 590 amino acids. The record is from RefSeq and is a predicted model, not a curated record.
AUGAGCAGCGACAGCGAGGACUUCGUGGUCGACGGCCCCGAGCUGGCUGAGGACGACCCCAUGCGCGCAUUCUUGCCGGCUUCGUUUGGGAAGAAGUCCAAGGAGGCCAAUAUUGCAGCCCAGAUCGACCGGAGCCGCAGAGCGGCAGAAAAACCCUCGGCGGGAACGGCCCACGAGGAAUCCGCAGGUCCUCCAACAGCUGCUCAGAAAGAGAAGAAGUCCGACUCAGAUUCCAAUGACAGUGACAGCGGCGACUCCGACUCGGACGACUCCGAGGACGGCGACGACUACCCUGUUUCGCAUGAACUGGUCCUGAAAACCCACGAGAGGGCCGUGACAACGGUCACGCUGGACCCGGCUGGCGGGCGGCUCGUGUCCGCGUCGCUCGACUGCAGAAUCAACCUGCACGAUUUCGCGUCCAUGACGCCGAGCACUCUCCGAGCAUUUCGAAGUGUCGACCCGUGGGAGGCAAAGUCCUCUGCCGCCAACGCCGAAUCGCACCCGAUCCACCACGUCGAGUUCAAUUCCCUGUCCGGCAGCGUCUUUCUCUGCGUGUCCGCCCACCCGCAGGCCAAGAUCAUGUCGAGGGACGGCGACGUCAUCACGGAGUUCGUCAAGGGCGACAUGUACCUGAGGGACAUGAACAACACAAAGGGCCACAUUUCGGAAGUCACGACGGGAACCUGGCACCCAACGGACAAGAACCUCUGCGUCACUGCCGGCACCGACAGCACUCUCCGCAUCUGGGACAUCAACAACAAGCGCAGCCAGCGAGAUGUGAUUGUCUUCAAGUCAAAAGCAGCAGGGUCCGCAGGCCGAACGAGGAUGACCGCCGUCGCCUGGGGCGCCCCAGCCCAGGGCGGCAGCAACGUGCUUGUUGCGGCCGCGCUCGACGGCUCUCUGGUCAUGUACAGCGGCAACAGCCCGUUCUCGAGGCCUACGGCCGAGAUCCGAGACGCCCACAAACCGGAUACUUGGACCGGGGGCAUCGACAUCUCGUCCGAUGGACGGAUGGUCGUCACGCGAGGAGGCGAUAACACAAUCAAGUUGUGGGACACACGGAAGUUCAAGACGCCUCUUGUCACGGUGGACCAUGCAUCAACGUCGGAUCAUUUCCCGAUGAGCAACAUUAGGUACUCGCCAAACUCGACCAGCAUCCUGACGGGCUCUGCGACGGGCGACUUGCACAUCUUGAACCCCGGAAACCUGCGCCCCGAGCACGUGACGCCAAUCACGCCAGGAGCGCCUCUUAUCACAGUCAACUGGCACCCCAAGAUUAACCAGAUCAUCACUGGCUCGGCGAACGGCGAGACGCACGUGCUGUACAGCCCGACCAUGUCUUCCCGGGGCGCCGUCGAGGUGAUGUCGCGGGCGCCCAAGAAGCGGCACAUUGACGACGACCCGUCCCGGACGACGGAUAUGUCGGUGGGCAUGUCGGGUGAUUCCAUUGUCACGCCGGGCAGUGUGAUGGCCGGCAGGAGGAACGCGGGAGUGACGGCGUCAGGAAAGUCCAAAGACCCUAGGAGACCGGCUGUCUUGGAGCAGACGCCAUUCAUGAGGAACCAACCCGACGAAAAGCACAUUGCGGAUAACAUUCCCCUGGCCAAGAUGCUCCACGAAGACCCCAGAGAAGCGCUCCUCAAGUAUGCCGACGCUGCGCAGAAAGACCCGAUGUUUACCGCUGCGUGGCAGAAAACACAGCCGGUCACCCAGUAUGCGGAUGUGAGCGACGACGAAGAUGAAGGCCCGGACAAAAAGAAGGCGCGGCGGUGA